Molecule: messenger RNA, 1021 nt
Organism: Folsomia candida
Lineage: Eukaryota; Metazoa; Arthropoda; Collembola; Entomobryomorpha; Isotomidae
Product: probable phosphatase phospho2
Exons: 4
Coding region: 173-910 (245 amino acids)
Molecular function (GO): phosphatase activity
Source: RefSeq, a predicted model, not a curated record
UUCCCCGAUAGUUGUGCGGGAUGCAUCUCACUUUCACUCACAUAUUUACAUAACUGCAGACACCUGCUGAAUACAAGUUUGCAUCCACAUUGUGGAUUCCACAAUAUUUCGAUAAAAUAGAGAUUUGAUUUCCAGACAAAGAAAAUUGAUAAUUAAUCAAGGAAAUCAAUCAAUGAUUAGAAAUUUGAAAAUGAAGAAGACGCUUUAUGCCUUUGACUUCGACCACACCAUUCUAAAAGACAAUUCUGACACAGAAGUCACAAAACUUGUCGACUCUCCAUUACCUGAAGCUAUUCGAAAUUUUUAUGAUGGUACAAAUUGGACGCAGUUUAUGAACAAAGUGUUUGAAUUUUUACGAGAUCAAGGAGUCACUGUUGAAGAUAUGAAGGAAUUGAUAACGAAAAUGAAUCCAACUCCUGGAAUGGUUUCUCUCUUGCAAGAAAUUCAUCACAGGAAAUCUCUGUCUGAUUCGAAACUCUUCAUCAUAUCCGACGCGAAUGAUAUCUUCAUAAACACAUUCCUUAACUCUAUUAAUGUUACGGCAGACUGCAUAAUAACAAACAAAGCAUCCAUUACCACACGAGGAGCAUUGCAUAUAGAUCCAUAUGAAAAUUCCGAUUGUCCAAUUUGUCCAAAGAAUUUAUGCAAGGGGUCUGCGCUUGAGGAGCAUAUAAAAAGCUCGUCAUUUUCAGUCGUUGUUUACGUUGGCGAUGGUCACAAUGACAUUUGUCCUGGGAUUAAGCUAAGUGAUCAAGAUUUUCUGUUUGCGAGACGAGGUUACAGCCUCGAGAAGAUAUUGAACUUAGGAAAAGUCAAGGGAAAGCGGAAAACGGAAAUUAAUUUUGAUAUCAAGGCUCAAAUUCAUUUCUGGGAAGACGCAACCAGUAUUCUCAAUGUGGUAUUUGCUUGAAUCUUACCUUCAGUGUCAUAUAUUUAACGUAAGUCUGUUUAUUACGAGUAUAUUUACUAGCUAUUUUUAUACGCAUAAAUAUAAAAUAAAAGUCAUUGUUCCAACAAACAA